AUGACACAGUCUAUACCAGAUGACUCGAUCAGAGUCAAACAGACCGAGAGAGGCAUCAUCAACCCCAUUACAACGCCAAACGGUAUAGACACACCCAGUGGAACAAACACACCACAAAACGAACCGGAAUCAUGUUUCGAAAUAGUCACCUGGAGCGGCCCCAAAGACCCUGAAAACCCACAAAACUGGCCUCUACGAACAAAACUACUCCGCUCCUCAGCAGCGUUAACCGUAAUCUUCGCCAUCGCAUUCGCAUCCAGCGUCUUCGGUGCUGCAGCAGACGUUACAGCAGCCGAAUACGGCGUCUCCCAAGAAGUAAUGUCCCUAGGAGUAGCCCUGUUCAUCGCCGGGUUCGCAACGGGCCCGCUAAUCUUCGCCCCAAUGGCCGAAGUAGUCGGCAACGCGCCCGUGCUCGCCGUUGCACUAGCAGGCUGUGCCAUCUUUCAAAUCCCUCUAGCCCUAGCGCAGGGCGUCGUCACGAUCCUGGUUUGUCGGUUUCUAGCGGGCAUGUUGGGUAGUGGCGGUCUUGCGGUGGGAUCGGGGAUUCUGGCUGAUAUCUAUGGACCGAUUACCCGUGGUGUUGCGGUGGGUAUGUCUGCGUCGAUUAUGAAUUUGGGAUCUAUCAUUGCGCCUAUUGCGGGUGCUUAUAUCGUUGAGCGGUAUGGGUGGAGGUGGACUGCGUGGGUGACGCUGAUUAUAUGUGGUGUCGUGGGUAUCCACGCUGCGGUGUUACUGCGCGAGUCCUCUCAUAAUCGCAUCCUCAUGAAACGCGCCGCUAGGCUCCGUCGUGAAACGGGGAAUGUCAACCUCCGUGCUCGUGCUGAGAUGGCAUCUCUAGAUCCGCAGGUCCUGCUACGAAAGUACUGUACCAAACCGGUGCGGAUGUUCAUCCAAGAACCCAUCCUGAUAGUCAUGACGAUAUACCUGACUCUCGUCUACGGCACGCUCUACCUAUCAUACCAGUUAUUCCCGAAGGCAUUCCAGAAUCGAGGCUGGAGUAAACCCACGGCAACUCUACCGUUUAUUUCUGUUGGGUUGGGCGUGUUGUCUGCACUUGGAAUUUUCUCUUUAUUUACAAUGACUUGGUACAAGUCACGAUGGCUAGCUUCACAGAAGGUCAAGACGGAUGAAGAAGGGAAAUCGUCUUCUUCCCAGAUCAAAAUCACCCCAGAACAUCGAUUACCCCCCAUGAUCCUGGGUGCAGUGAUCCUCCCACCGGCACUCCUCUGGUUCGGCUGGUCAGGAGACGUCCAUUGGGCAUCGCAGCUCAUCGCAUGUUUCUUCAUCGGGAUGGCAUUACAAGUGAUUUUCAUCAGUGGCAUUGUUUACAUUGUCGAUACUUAUCUGAUGAAUACCGUCUCGGCUAUAUCGAUUCACGUCAUGGUUCGUUCGUUGGUUUCUGCCGUGUUUCCCAUCGUCGAAGGACCGAUGUAUGAGAAGUUGCAUAUUAAUUGGUCGGCUACGUUGCUUGCGGUUUUAUCAGCAGUGAUUAUGGUUUCGCCGAUCGUGUUUAUGAUAUAUGGAUCUCAGAUUCGAAGUUGGAGUCGAUUUUCCGUGGGUGGUAAUCAAAAUUAG
Molecule: messenger RNA, 1575 nt
Organism: Penicillium cataractarum
Lineage: Eukaryota; Fungi; Ascomycota; Eurotiomycetes; Eurotiales; Aspergillaceae
Exons: 1
Coding region: 1-1575 (524 amino acids)
Biological process (GO): transmembrane transport
Molecular function (GO): transmembrane transporter activity
Source: RefSeq, a predicted model, not a curated record